AUGUGGCUCGGUUCUUCCUUCACGAAUCUGAAGCCUGUCCAGGCAGCCAAAUUCCUUCGGCAGUUCACUCAGGAAGGCGUGCUGCAGACGGGAGAUUUCAUGCUGAUCGGGAUUGACCGCUGCAGGGAGGUGGAAAAAGUGACGGCGGCAUAUAGCGACACGUCCGAGCGGUGGCAGCAAUAUAUCCAAAACGGACUAUACACUGCCGCACACACGGUGGGCGACGCAUCGCUUGCGGAGGACUGGACAUAUGUUGCACGAUGGGAUGCCGAAGAAGGCCGCCAUUUGAGAUUUGUUCGCAGUGACCGACAUCGGACUGUUCUGCCAGACAUCGAGAUCUCUGCCGGCGAACACGUGCUUUUGGCCCAAUCAUACAAAUACACGCGGCAGGAUGCCCUCGCCGUGUUCGAUCUGUCCGGGCUCACCGUCCGAUACGAGUGGGUCAAUCAACCCGACGACUGCUCGUUGUUUUUGCUGGAGAAGACGGGACGAUGA
Messenger RNA from Aspergillus oryzae RIB40, 495 nucleotides. RefSeq lists its product as uncharacterized. The transcript has 2 exons. The coding region runs from base 1 to 495 and encodes 164 amino acids. The record is from RefSeq and is a predicted model, not a curated record. NCBI's taxonomy places the organism in Eukaryota, Fungi, Ascomycota, Eurotiomycetes, Eurotiales, Aspergillaceae.